AUGUCUUUUUUAUAUAUCGGAUUUUACAAAUUUUUAAUUUUCACGUAUGAGUAUAAAGUAAAGUUCAAAUUUUGCUUAAAAAAUUUUCUGCGGAAAUUUUGGGAGUGGUUUUUCUUUAUUUCUUUUUUCUUUCAGCAAAAUUUUGAUCAAGUGAUAAAGGACAACGAAUUUGUUUUGGUGGAAUUUUAUGCACCAUGGUGUGGACACUGUAAAGCAUUGGCUCCACAUUACGCAAAUGCAGCUAAAGAAUUAAGGGACGAAGGUAGCCCAAUAAAGCUUGGUAAAGUUGAUGCAACUGUUCAUACAGAACUCUCUUCUAAAUAUGAAGUGCGUGGUUAUCCAACCUUGAAGUUAUUCCGAUCAGGAACGCCACAAGAAUAUUCGGGAGGUCGUGAAGCCUCACAGAUUGUUAGUUGGUUAAAGAAAAAAACAGGUCCACCGGCCAAAACACUUACAACAGUUGAUGAAUUCACUGAUUUUCAAGAGUCAGCCGAUGUUGUUGUUAUUGCUUAUUAUAAGGAUAUGGAUAGUGAUAGUGCGAAAAUAUUCUUAAAUGUUGCUGGUACAUUUGAUGAUAUUCCGUUUGGUAUUACGUCAGAAAAGAAAAUUGCCACAAAGAUGGAAAUGGAAAAGGAAGGAAUUGUGCUGCUUAAGAAAUUCGAUGAAAGACGGAAUGAUUUCGAAGAGGAUUUAAGUGCUGAUAAUCUCAAAAAGUUUGUUCAUGUGAAUAGGCUUGGACUAAUUACCGAAUUCACACAAGAUUCGGCAGCUGUUGUAUUUGGUGGAGAAAUCAAAAAACAUCUUCUCUUAUUUAUCGAAAAGGAAAGCAAAGAAUUUGAAAAAAUUGAAGCAGAUUUCCGCGAAGCAGCUAAACAUUUUAGAGGAAAGGUACUUUUCGUAUAUAUUAAUACCGACGUUGAAGACAACGGUCGAAUCAUGGAAUUUUUCGGAUUGAAUAAAUCAGAUUUGCCUGCAUUGCGCAUUAUUAGUCUUGAAGAAGAUUUAACAAAGUUUAAACCAGAUACUGAUGAAAUUACAACAAGUGGCAUGAUAAAAUUUGUUAUGGAUUAUCUGGAUGGCAAAUUGAAGCCACAUCUUAUGAGUGAGGAAAUUCCCGAUGAUUGGGAUAAACAACCAGUUAAAAUAAUUGUUGGAAAGAAUUUCGAUCAGAUCGCAAAGGACAAAAAUAAGGACGUUAUAAUUUUGUUCUAUGCUCCGUGGUGUGGACAUUGCAAACAAUUAAUGCCUAUCUGGGAAAAAUUGGGUGAAAAAUAUAAAGAUAAUGACAAAAUUAUUGUUGCUAAAAUGGACGCCACAGCCAAUGAAGUGGAAAACGUGAAAAUUCAUUCAUUCCCAACUAUUAAGUUCUUUCCAAUGAAUUCGGAUAAGAUGGUUGAUUUCUCUGGCGAUAGGACUUUAGAAGGUUUGACGAAGUUCUUGGAAAGUGGUGGCAAAGAAGGUGCUGGUAUGUCUGACGCAGAAAAGGCCGAAGCCGAAGCUGAAGACGAGGAAGAAGAAACAGAAGACAAACAUACUGAAUUAUAA
Messenger RNA from Dracunculus medinensis (Guinea worm), 1545 nucleotides. The record is from the annotation of a GenBank genome assembly. Lineage: Eukaryota; Metazoa; Nematoda; Chromadorea; Rhabditida; Dracunculidae.